This is a messenger RNA of Mobula hypostoma (lesser devil ray), 1735 nucleotides long. RefSeq names its product synaptotagmin-7. Gene Ontology annotation, molecular function: phosphatidylserine binding; clathrin binding; SNARE binding. Gene Ontology annotation, cellular component: plasma membrane; axon; synapse. Gene Ontology annotation, biological process: vesicle fusion; calcium ion-regulated exocytosis of neurotransmitter; regulation of dopamine secretion. NCBI's taxonomy places the organism in Eukaryota, Metazoa, Chordata, Chondrichthyes, Myliobatiformes, Myliobatidae. The transcript is spliced from 5 exons. The record is from RefSeq and is a predicted model, not a curated record. Bases 1 to 1425 code for a protein of 474 amino acids.
AUGGGAAGUGGAAUCAAAAUGGGUGGCCCCUGGGAGAUCACAAUUUUUCUAGUUCUCUUUGGAGCUGGUCUGGCUUUCCUCUGCUUCUGCCUGAUUGUUGGCUGUGCAAUCUGCUGGCGGAAAGGAAGACGUCGGGAUCCCACCAAUGGAAAAGACCAGGCUCUGGAGCGGAUUGUCCUAGACUCCAGUACGGGGCUGCUUGGGAACCCCAGCAUGCCUGUCAAGCAGCAGUACGAGGAGGUAGAGGGCUCAGUGCUGGACUACCCACAGAGCACGACCGGCAGCCCGCUGGAACUUGGCAGCCAGUGCCAGAUUGGUCCUCGCGGAAGACCUUCCUUGCCUUCCAUCCCAAUUAUCCAGAAGACCAGCCUGGCAAGCAAAACCAGGAGAAUCCUGGAGAGACGUUGCACUUUAUCAGGAUCCAGCUUGGACUUCAAAGAACCUGCUGCAUUGGGAAGCUCAAUGGUAAAGCCCUUGGGUCCGACAUUGGGUCAUUCCCAAACUGCGCCGGACAGCCUCAUGGCCAUGAAGUCAAAGCCAAAGCCUCUCCUGCACUUCAUCAUCUACUACUCCUCCUAUGAGUUGACUCUAACAGUGUCCAUCAUUGGUAUCCACAACCUCCCCAAGAAGUUUGGUGCCGGCUGUGACUCCUAUGUAAGGGUCCAUCUCCUCCCCAAGGUCAUGGAGCCACAGCAGACUGCUGUACGCAGGAAAAGCCUGAACCCCGAGUUCCGAGAGAGCUUUCAGUUCUCGGGAUACACCAUGGAGGAGAUCAGAUGUUUCAAGCUCCGUUUCGCCACCUACGUCAAGGAGUUCCACAACCUCAAAGACACGUUUGUUGGUGAGUUGCUCUUUCCCCUACAACAGGCUGACUGGAAGGCAGACACUCCCUCCAACUACAACAUGGAGCUGACCACAACAAAGACAAAGCUUAAGAAGUGUCUCAGCACACAGGACAUGUCCAAUCACACAAGCAUCAUGGUGCAGCCCAAGCUGGUGGGCCAACUCUUCAUCCUCCUGCAGUAUCAGACCCUGGCAAACCGCAUCAAGGUCAUGGUCCGGAAGGCUGAGAGCCUGGCCCGACUAAUCCGCAUACCGGGCUCACCAGAUCACAGCGUCAUUAUAAACCUUUACAGAGAUGGCAAAAUAAUUUCCAGCAAGGAAACCAAGACUGCAAGUGGCUACAAUCCUGUGUGGAAUGCUCCAUUUCUCUUUGACAUUCCACCAGGAGACAUUGAAAGUCUGGACCUCUCUCUAGAGUUUAUUGUCAUGCAGGGUCGUAUCUACACCAGAAGCUACGUGCUUGGUCGUGUCUUCAUUAGUGCAAGCGCUCCGGAGGCAGGGAAGAUGCAUUGGAAGGAAAUGUCCAGCCGGGGUCACGUGGAAUCUGCCAGAUGGCACCCAAUCCAGUCGGACACUUUCUAGAUAUCCAUGUAUAUGCCAUAUUCUCUCCCUCUUCCGAAAGCAUUGGCCUGUCCAGUGAUAAGAUGUCUCAACUAUCCUAUAUUUAUUCAGAGCUUGGUGUGGUAGAGGCAAACGGUCCCCUUCACUUCUGUUGGUCCAUCCCAGUCAAGUGUUAGUUGCUAAGGGAUUCAAGGGGACUACGUUGAAACCAUUUCAUCUCUGAACCUUGAGGAUCAUGGUCUAUAGAACCGCCAUUUCAACAUGCAGAGGAUUGAGUGAGAUCAGUUGUGAGAAGUAGCAGCGAAGCUUAACUAGCCUGUAGCAGGGUAAA